AUGCCGGUGGUUGGUGUCGCCUCCAAGCUCAGGCCACCCUCCUCAGUGGGCACCAAACCGGUGCACACGGCUCUCCCCAUCCCCAGUGCGGUGAGGGCGGCCACCUCGCAGGGCUACAUGGCCCGGCAGCAGGAGCUCAGGGCAGGUGAGGGCGCCCCAGGGCUCUCCUGCCAGCUGUCAGUCAAGUCCGAGUACCGGCAGGAGAGGACGCCUGAUGGGAGGUCCAGAGCCGAGACGGAGGAGAGCAAGAUCUGCAAGAUUUACACAGACUGGGCCAAUCACUACCUGGCCAAGUCUGGCUGUCCACGUCUCAUCAAGGACCUGAGCCAGGACAUCCCCGAUGGAGUCCUGCUGGCACAGAUCAUCCAGAUCAUAGCGAAUGAGAAGGUGGAGGAUAUCAAUGGCAGCCCCAGGAGCCAGUCACAAAUGAUUGAAAAUGUGGACGCCUGCCUCAGUUUCCUGGAUGCCAGAGGAGUGAAUGUACAAGGGCUCUCAGCAGAAGAGAUCAGGAAUGGCAACCUAAAGAGCAUCCUGGGCCUCUUCUUCAUCCUGUCACGCUACAAGCAGCAGCAGCAGCAGCAGCAGCAGUACUACCAGUCCCUGGUGGAGCUCAGCCAGCAGAGCAGCAGCACCGCCCAGUCCGCCAGCACCCACAAGACACAAGAGAUGCAGUCCAGUCUCACAGCACGAUAUGCAAGUCCUCCGGGCCACAGUGGACUAGGGUCACCACAAAAGAAGAACACAAGGUUACCAGGACCCUCCAGGGCACCUGCUGCGGGCAGCGGGGCCUCCAGGAGCCCUGGCUCAUCCAACCUCAACCGGCGGAGCCAGAGUUUCAACAGCAUUGACAAGAGCAAGCCUCUUCAAUAUGCCAGUGGCAACGACAGAGAAGCUGUGAGGGGAAUCCAAGUGCCCAGCGGGAUGAACGGGAGCGGUGAUGGCGGGACGGUUCCCACCAGCCUCAGUGGGCAGCAGCUGGCCUCUGCCAUCCCAUCACCCACCGCUGGCAAGACCUGGCGCAGCAAAUCCAUGAACCUCAAGCACAGCGCCACUUCGUCCAUGCUGGCAAGCCCCACACACUCACCCUCCACCACCCCUUCACCUCAGGCCACAGAGGGACUUUCAUUACAUGGAAGCGAUGGAUCAAAAGUUGGGUCCACUGUCAGCGGUGGACCACAGAGGUCCAUGCUCGAGAAGUUCCGCCUGAUAAACCCUAGAUCGCGAGCAUCACCUUGUAUGGCAGAGAUGGCUCUGCAGGAGGAGGAUGACCUGUCGGAGUAUGGUGAGGAUGGACUGACGCCCCCGGGGUCAGUGUGCAGCAGCGGCAGUAGCAGUGCUACGGCCAAGCAAAUGCCCACCAAGACCCCUGCACCGUCCCUCACUGCAUCUAGUAAGACUUCCUCUUCUUCCUCCUCCUCCUCAUAUUCAAAAGCUUCUGCCAAUGGCAGUAGAUCGGUGGCCUCGUCCAAAGACAAGGAGGACAAAAGCAAGUCCGGGAAAUCUUCCAAGGAUAGCUCUCCACUCAAAGAUGACCGUGAGUCAUUUGCGGACUCCAGCAAGAAGUCCUCCAAAAUUGCCAGCCUCAUCCCCAAGGGAGGCAAGCCAUCAUCAGGGAAGAAAGAAGGUGGCGCUUCUAGUGGCAUCCCGAAGGCAGGACUUAAAGUUCCCUCAUCCACAACGGCAAAGCCUCAGGGUCAGUCCCAGACCCAAAGUCAGGCCGCGUUAAACAGCAGCGGCAACAUGCGGGGGGGAGACGGAGAGCGCGGCAGGCUGACUAAAGGAGGGCAGGGUGGGAGUUUCUACAUACAGCGUUCCAGCGUUGGGGGCCCAGAAGGAAAACGGACCAGCAUGACCUCCUCCACCAGCACCUCAGCCCUGUCUGGGUCCAGUGGGAUUCUGGCAGGCGGAGGAGGGGGUGGAGGAGCGCUGGGAGGGAACGGAGUAGUUCAGCUUCCUCAGCAGCAGCAGCACAACCAUCCCAACACUGCCACAGUGGCUCCGUUCAUGUACAGGACCUUCUCAGAAAAUGACUGUACCAUGAUGGCCCCGGCCGACCCCUGCCUCAGCCCCACCAAGGGAGAGCUGGUCUACAGCAAGACAGCCAAACAGUGCCUGGAGGAGAUAUCAGGAGAGGACCCCGAGGCAAGACGCAUGAGGACGGUGAAGAACAUUGCAGACCUGCGGCAGAACCUGGAAGAAACCAUGUCCAGUCUACGGGGGACACAGAUUACCCACAGCACACUAGAAACAACCUUCGACACCACGGUAACCACUGAGGUCAAUGGGCGAAGUCUCCCAGCCCUCACCACCCGCUCCUCCCCCAUGGCCUGGCGACUGGGGCAAACCCAGACCCCUCGUCUCCAGGCAGGCGAGGCCCCCUCAAUGCCCAGCAGCUAUGCUGCGCCCAGGGCCAGCUCGACAGGGGCUGGCACCACCACAGGGCGCUACAGUGGGCACUCGGACGCCACCAGGUUUGUGUACAGUGCCCCCCUGAGGCGAGCAGCAGCGGCAGGGUCGAGGGGGGCUGAGCAGGGGGAGAAGGGAGAAGGAGGGCUGGAGAGAGGGAAGCAGAUGGAGGUGGCAGGGUACAUGAGUGAUGGGGACAUCCUAGGGAAGAACGGCCGGAUGGAUGAGAUCACCAGCGGAUACCUCACAGACGGCGGCCUCCAUCUGUAUUCGAGAAGCACGGGCCGGGGCUCAGACGUGGCUUCUUCGCGAGAAACAUCCCAGGGAGGAAGCAAAGAGAUGCAGGGAGACAUAGACAGUUGGGACGACAGCAGCUCGGUGAGCAGUGGCCUGAGCGACACGUUGGACAACAUCAGUACAGACGAUCUGAACACCCCCGCCUACUCUGUGGUCAGCUCGUCACGCAAAAGCAAAGGAGCGCAGUCCCAGAGAGGAAGCAAGUCAAAACAUGCAGAGCAGGAGGUGAGCAGCAGCUGGGCCGGAGCCGAGGACCUCAAGAAGGUAGAAGAGGAGUUGGAACAAAGCAUGGACCCCGGCAGCGGCUCCUCCCGAUGGAAGCCUUCCUCGUCCUCCUCUUCCUCCCAAGCCCAGGGCCAAUAUGAGGACGCCAGUCAGAAGGCCACCGCACUGGCCCAGAUGUCCCAGACGGGCUCGUGGAGGAGGGGCAUGACAGCCCAGGUGGGCAUCACACCACCCAGGACCAAGGGUACGACUGCUACCCAUAAAACACCAGGCAAAACUGAUGAUGCUAAGGCCUCAGAAAAGGGCAAAGCACCUUCUAAGAGUUCAGCUGGCAUCCAGCGCUCACCCUCUGAUGCCGGGAAGAGCAGUGGAGAUGAAGGCAAGAAACCCCCCUCUGGCAUUGCACGCCCACCCACCACAGGCUCAUUUGGAUACAAGAAGAUCCCAGGUCCCAGUGGUACCCUAAUCACCUCUAGUGGGGCAACACUCACCAGCGGCUCAGCCACCCUGGGCAAGGCGCCCAAAUCCUCAGCUGCCCUAGGCAAAGGCACAAGCAUCGGCGGUGUACGGAAGACCAGCCUGGAUGGCUCACAGCCCCAGGAUGAUGGUGUCCUGCUGAGCUGCGGAAACUCCAAAAUGACCCUCCAGUACCGCUCCCUACCCAGACCGGCCAAAUCCUCCAGUGGGGCGUCAGCAGGGCGCAGCGGGCAUCGCUCCAGCUCCAGCAGCAUCGACUCAAAUGUCAGUGGCAAAUCUGCUGGUGGGGCAGUCACACAAACUGGGGCAAAACGCAGGGAUGGAAAGGUGGCCUCGGAUCGCACCAGUCCCGUCACAAUAAACCAGACAGACAAGGAGAAAGUGGCUGUGUCAGACCAGGACCCAGCAACGGGAUUAUCCACAUCCCCCAAGUCCAGCCCUACCUCCACUUCAUCGGGCCAGACCGGCCUCAGGCAGCCAGGCUCCAAGUAUCCUGAUAUUGCUUCUCCUACCUUCCGCAGAUUGUUUGGCACCAAAGCCAGCAGCAAGGCCAGCACGCCUGGCACACCCGACUCUGGGAAGUGCCCCUCAUUACUGGGCAGCCCCCACGGCACAUUGGCAAGGCAGGCCAGUCUGGAUUCACCCUCCUCUGGCACGGGGAGCCUGGGCAGCGCUUGUGGCCUGAGUGGUGGUAGCAGCCCACUGUACGGUAAAACCCCAGACUUGUGCACUGACUCCCCGGCAUCCAGUCCGGCCUCUGGCCUCUCCCUGCCCUCCAACGCUCGGCCCUGGCCGGCCUGUAGCUCGUCAGCUGGCAGCAAGGACACACUGAGCUGCCAAAGUAUGACCAGUCUGCACACCAGCUCUGAGUCUAUUGAUCUGCCGCUGGGCCACCACGGGCCAAAGAUUACACGAACCGGCAGUGUCAAGUCCACCCUGUCUGAGGGCAUGCCUCUUGACAGAAACACGCUUCCCAAAAAGGGACUGAGGUACCCUCCGUCCUCCCGGCAGGCGUCCCACGAGGAAGGGAAGGAGUGGUUGAGGUCCCAUUCAACAGGGGGGCUUCAGGACACAGGCAGUCAAUCCCCACUGUCUCCUCCAGGAGCCUCCUGCACCACCACUGGGAAAUACCACUACUCCAACCUGCUGAGUCCCACCAACAUUAGCCAGUAUAACCUGCCACCAAUCAGCAAUUGCAUGAGCCGAUCCAACAGCAUCCCUGCCCAUGACUCCUUUGACCUGUAUGAAGAGGGUCACCCACUGGGGAGCAGCGCCACCUCCUUGGAGGACCGUCCACGUGGCAUCAGCCGCUCUGGCUCCUUCAGGGACAGCACUGAUGAAGUCCAUGGCUCCUCAUUGUCUCUGGUCUCCAGCACAUCUUCACUGUACUCAGCGACUGAGGAGAAAGCACACUCAGAGGGCCAAACAGUCCAAAAUUCCACGCAAAUCAGAAAGCUGCGCCGGGAGCUGGACGCCUCUCAGGAGAAGGUUGCGACCCUGACAUCUCAGCUUACCACCAACGCUCACCUGGUGGCAGCCUUCGAAAAGAGCCUGAGUAACAUGACUGGCCGCCUGCAGAGUCUCACCAUGACCGCUGAACAAAAGGAGACUGAGUUGGUUGAGCUGCGGGAGACGAUAGACUCGCUGAAGACCCAGAACACAGACGCUCAGACGGCCAUUCAGGUGGCUCUCAAUGGCCCUGAUCACCUCCACAAAGACCUGCGGAUCAGACGGCAGCACUCGUCUGAAAGCAUGUCUAGUAUCAACAGCGCAGCCAGUCACUCCAGCAUGGGCAGCUUGGGCAAGGACGCCGAAGACAAGAAGAAGAAGAAGAAGAGCUGGGUGGCUGAUUCCAUCCCAGCUCAGUUACGCAGUUCCUUCAAGCAGGCGUUCAGCAAGAAAAAAACCAAAUCUCAGUCGCCCCAUGACGAGAUGGAGGAGAUGAUUGACUCGCUGCCGUCCUCGCCCAAACUGCAGCAUGACAACAGGCAGGGCAGCAUCCUCACGCUGCACUCCUCGCCCUCCACCACAGAGUUGUGCGAAUGCACUGAGGCUGAGGCUGAAGUCAUCCUCCAGCUGAAGAAUGAGCUGAGAGAGAAGGAGUUAAAGUUGACAGACAUUCGACUGGAGGCGCUCAGCUCCGCCCACCACCUGGACCAAAUCCGAGAGGCCAUGAACCGCAUGCAGAAUGAGAUUGAGAUGCUGAAAGCAGAAAAUGAUCGUCUCAAGUCCAGCGGUAACGCCACGCCGACGGCCACGCCUGUCAAAACCGCCCGGCCGCCCUCCGAGACCUCCAGCACCUCCUCGUCCUCCUCGCGUCAGUCCCUGGGGCUGUCGCUCAAUAACCUCAACAUCACCGACACCAUCAUGUCAGAUAUUCUACUGGAUGACGGCUACGAGGGCAAUCUACGCAAGGAAGGCCGGAGCGUUCGGAUCGUGGUCACCGUCAGCAGCGGGCGAAGAACCACUAAGGCUACAAAAAACCAGCAGUACCUGAUUGGGUCGAUAGGAGUGAGCGGAAAAACCAAGUGGGAUGUGCUGGACGGAGUCAUCCGACGCCUCUUCAAGGAGUACGUGUUUCGGGUGGACCCUCUGACCAGUCUGGGUCUCAACUCAGACAGCAUCGUCUGCUACAGGAUGGGUGAUGUGGUUCGCGCCCACGCCUCUGAAGUGCCUGAGCUGCUGCCUUGCGGCUACCUGGUGGGCGACAACAACAUUAUCAAGGUCAACCUCAAAGGAGUGAGGGAGAACAGUAUAGACAGUCUGGUGUUUGACACGCUCAUCCCAAAACCCAUCAUCCAGCGGUACCUCAACCUGUUGAUGGAGCACCGGCGCAUCAUCCUCUCAGGACCUAGCGGCACUGGCAAAUCCUUCCUGGCUGCCAAGCUGGCCGAGUACAUCAUCUCCCAGAUGGGGCAGGAGGUGACGGAGCACAAUGUGGCCAGCUUCAACGUGGACCAGAACUCAAGCAAGGAUCUGCGUCAGUACCUGUCCAACCUGGCUGAGCAGUGCAACUCUGAGGAGACGGAUACCGAGCUCCCCACUGUGGUCAUCCUGGACAACCUCCACCAUAUUGGCUCCCUGAGUGACAUAUUCAACGGUUUCCUCAACUGCAAGUACCACAAAUGCCCGUAUGUAAUUGGGACCAUGAACCAGGGAGUUUCCUCCUCUCCGAACCUCGAGCUGCACCACAACUUCAGGUGGGUGCUGUGCACCAACCACACCGAGCCCAUCAAAGGUUUCUUGGGACGUUUCCUGCGCCGAAAGCUGAUAGAGACAGAGAUCACUAAAAACAUGCGCAGCAAUGACCUGAUUAAGAUCAUCGACUGGAUCCCCAAGACCUGGCAGCAUCUCAACGGCUUCCUAGAGGCACACAGCUCCUCCGAUGUCACCAUAGGCCCCCGUCUCUUCCUGUCCUGUCCCAUGGAUGUGGAAGGCUCUCGGGUUUGGUUCACUGACCUGUGGAACUACUCUCUGGUACCCUACCUGCUGGAAGCCGUCAGGGAAGGGCUUCAGCUUUACGGCAAAAGAGCUGCAUGGGAGGAUCCGUCCAAGUGGGUGAACGACACGUAUCCAUGGAAUCGCGCUGCGCUGCAGCAGGAGGGCCAGUCGCUGCUCCAGUUGAGGCCAGAGGAUGUAGGAUACGAAGGCUACAGUUCAUCCAAGGAGGGAGCCUCAUCUAAGCAAGUGUCUCAGAGUGACACUGAGGGAGACCCACUGAUGAAUAUGCUGCUACGGCUGCAGGAGGCAGCUAACUACUCCAGCACACAGAGCUGCGACAGCGACAGCACCAGUCACCAUGACGACCAGCUGGACUCCUCACUGGAGUCGGCACUAUGAGAGCGAGAGCUGCGCUGGGACACACCGCACCCUUGGACCCCACCAGCCUGGGAACAUUUGAACCCCCAACACUGUCCGACACGACCCGAGUAGUGCACAGAUCUAUGGCAUAUGAAAAGUUUUAUCAUCCAAAAUGUUAUAUCCAUAAUUUCACGGUAAACCCCUAUUUUCUACAUACGGAUGGUGCAAUAUUAAAUCAAAGUAUUAUAUGGAAAACAAUCAUUCAGGUUGGAUCGUUUCAGUUUUGCUGACAUCAAACGGUGAAGUUAGCGAGUAAUCAUUAAUGGAUGUAUCACAUUUGAAAUAUACAACUUUUCAAAUAUCUGUAGACGGGGCUUUUCUCUGAAAUUGUAUUCCAAAGAGUAAAACGUUUGAGCUCGGCCGUGACGAGCCACAGGUUACUCUCCACUACUUCAACUUUGGGCAUCAAAGUGUCAGAGAGAAGGGGAGAAUAGGUCGACAUGACAAAACUGGAUUUUUGUUUCUUUAAAACCCAGAUAUAUCUUCAGAUGUUUGUAAGGGUGGGGACAGGUUCUGUUUCUUAUCUCAUUCCUUGUGUAAGGAGGUGCUUCACACACACACACACACAUACAUAAAUGCACUUACAAACAGGCAGCAGGGGCAGACUUUCCUUUAAUCAGAGGCUUUAAUCAGUCCAAGCCUUCAUUUGACCAAUACUCCAGGCUGUCAAAGUGUCCUUGAGCAAGGCAUUGUACCUCUAACACCUCUGAGGUACCUGAUGUCCAACAGGAGGGAGGCAAGGGAGGAGGAAGACACAGUUUUUUGGGCGGUUAUACAGUGCCCUCUGGUGGCUAUCUUAGAGGCUCUGAGCUCUUACAAGUUGAGUUAAUCGCAGCAUUAACUCAAUUGAUAUAUUCUCCAAAACCAGCAGUUUGUUGUGGUUUGCUGAACUGGCUUCACACAAGUUUCUGAUUUAGAAUCAGGUUGGGCUAAAGAAACUUUUUUGUCUCGUUGCUGUUAUAUCACCUUUUUGUGUCUUUGCUUUUUCUAAACAUAAAUUGUGCCCAGGCAAUUCUGUAUCUCCAUGAUGGCAACGCCUCUACAGCCCGACUAGAUUCAAUAGAAAACUAACAUUAUCAUAACAUACUGGCAAACACACACACACACACACUCACAACCAUGCAUCUCUCCAGCUCAGUGGACAGUUGAGCCACAUGCCAACAAGCACAAGCAACACGCAUUGUUUGUGUCAUCCAGCCACAUCGCUACUGUGAAGAAAAAAUGGACAAGUGCCAAUGUCUCUCUUUGAUUUACUGCCAAAUGCACACUCACAUCAAAAACACACACACACACACACUUCCCAUCACAAUGCAGAGCCGCCCGUGGUUGUAGACUUGGAUUAAGUUGUUUCAGCUUUCCUCACAUCUGAAGCAUGUUGUCACGGCGCCUUCUUCUCAAACACACAACUGUAUCACUUGAUCACUCGCUAAGCUCCUCCCCCCAAUCAAUGAUUGUCCAAUCACGUCUGUCAAGCUUUGGAUGUCUCCAUCUUGUAGCAGAGACACAGAGCAAUGAAACGGUUUUAGGGUGGCAUCAUUAUUGAGCUUUUCCAAAACCAGAAACACAAGAGAAAAGGUGUGCUAGCGUUAUCUGCACACAUUAGCAUGUCUCGCUAACUAGCUUAACUAUGUGAAUAAUAUGAGCCACUGUGCUUAUAAGCUUUACAAUACUUAAAUCUGUUUCUGCAAGUGGACUUUCCUGGAACGCAUGACACAGCAUGAUAUAAUGGAUGCAGAUGCCAAAUGCACAUUCAAGACCAAUCUUAGGCCUACAUGAUCCCAUGAAAACGGGAGCCACACAGUGUUUUUAACCAAGUCAUGAAAGUAGCGUUAACUUAGCUAAUUAGCUAAACCUUAAUAUUCAAUCAUUAUCAUUGUAAACUGUGGAGAUGGAGAGCUUGACAGACGUAACCGUAUCUAAAGGGGGUGGAGCUUAGCAGAUGGUCCGAGCAAAUAGGUUAUUUCCUGUGACAACGAAACAAGUAGAGUUGGCUGCGACAGAGACAUUUUGAAAGUAAUAGGAAAACAGCAGACUGAUUAUUUUUUACUCCGGCCUAUAUUGGUUAAAUUGCGGUAACAUAUUUAGUUCAGUCAACAAAAUAUCAGUAAUAAUUAAAUGAUUGGAGCUGACAAUGUUGUGCUUGGAACUAUCUGGAACCCGAUUGAGAGUCUUGUGCAGCGAAUCUAGAAAUCAGAGAAAUCUAAAUUAUUUCAGCUCAAGAGCUGAAUGAGGGAACAAUGAUAUCGGUGCUUUCUCACUGCCUUAAAUGUGCAAACGUUGGGGAGGCAGCUCCUCCUCCCAUUGGCUGUAGUGAGAAAAAGGUGAAUGAUGAUGAUGAUCCGCUUUCUGCUCCGUCAAAGAUGCUGCUUGUAAACCUUUGGUUUGUGGUCACUCCCUCUUCCUCCAAACCCCCCUUUCUUGUUUCUGACAGCUGAAGUAUAAAAGAGUUGAAGCUGUAUUUGAAUUCAAAACUGACCAAUAUUGUAAAAACAUUUUAAAAAGGGGGAGGGGUUGUUUUUUUGUUGUUGUUUUGCGCCCAGUUGAGCUGGGCUCACUUGAACAGACAGGAGCACAACCAAAUUGUUUUGGGGUUUUCUAGCCUGAUGAGCAUGUUUUGAAGCUUUUUAAAGGGGAUGCAUUGAGAAGAGACCUUUACCUUUAUGUAUGCGUGUAUUGGACGGAAGCCAUUUUGAAUUUCGAUUGUCCUCUCUGUUUGAACGAGUGGGUUGGUUUUGCACACUUUGAGGUCGGGGUGGGUUGUAAAUAUUUAAGUCUUGCACAGUGAAUCAAAGAUGCAUUCUGCCCUGUUGAUGUUACAAUAUGCUUAACCCGCUGAGUAAAUUAUUGUACUUACAAAAAAAAGAAAAGAGAAAUGCAAAAAACUCAACACGCUGUCAGAAACAGGUGUGUGUCUUGUGGUGAUUGGAUGUUUUGCCGAAUGCAGGCGGCAUACGGUGUACAGUAAGAAAGUGUUUGUGGACUCACUGGCAUCACAGACUGAGAACAGAAAAAAAGAGGCACUUUUCCCCUCAUCCUGCCAAAAUAUUCUCCGGCUCCUCUCUGUCUUUACGAAUGCCCGUUGUUUCUUAGAAGCACUUCCUCCGUGGACGCUCUAACCCGAGCUUGCCGCCCCCGUUGGGCUCGUGGGGCUGUGCGAGGCACUGAAGCUGACCCGACACCGUACUGUAUAACGCUUACCGACAACCAACAGGUGCUACUAGUCAGUCAAAGCCCAUCAGAGACCAACAAGUCCCAUUGUCACGACCUCAGGACAAUCCUAACUUACACAAUCCUACCUGUGUUCAGCUUCACGUGUCUCCGCAGCCGAGCCCCGGGGGGCUCGCACGUGCAUCCGGCCAACUUCACCGACCUCGUGUCCUCGAAGGGUGUGCGGUUGCAUGCGAAUGGAGCAGUUGCCAUGGUAGCAGGUUGCUCCUUAACUUGACUUACACCCCUGUAGUAAACCUGAGCUUGGCUAUCCCACAUUUAACCCUCUGGGCUACUCUACACUUCAGAUGUAGGCCAGUAGAUCCCGAGCUUUCGGAGCUUGGUCACCGGUAACAGUGUAAACUACAGUGCCGAUGAUCGACUGGUCAUUUUCCUCCACUUACACUCUGCAGUUACAUCUCAGUUGAAAACCAUAGCAUUUACUAUGGUUUGAGAGAAAGUUUUCUUCUUUUUUGGGUGAAACAUUUGUCCGUAAAUGUUUUAUAUUUUGUACAUUUGUAUGUAACAUAUCAUGUAAAUAGACAGAGACAGUGAUUUAACUCAUCUGGAGGAUUUUGUAGUCUUUGUAAAGCCCUAAUAAAUGGUAUUUGGUGUCACACGAGCAAAUGA
This is a messenger RNA of Limanda limanda (common dab), 11103 nucleotides long. It is a transcript of the gene nav3, whose product is annotated as neuron navigator 3. NCBI's taxonomy places the organism in Eukaryota, Metazoa, Chordata, Actinopteri, Pleuronectiformes, Pleuronectidae. Gene Ontology annotation, biological process: nervous system development; neurogenesis. The record is from RefSeq and is a predicted model, not a curated record. The transcript has 40 exons. Gene Ontology annotation, molecular function: protein binding; ATP hydrolysis activity; ATP binding. The coding region runs from base 1 to 7245 and encodes 2414 amino acids.